This is a messenger RNA of Atta colombica, 2074 nucleotides long. RefSeq names its product G1/S-specific cyclin-D2 (gene CycD). Gene Ontology annotation, cellular component: nucleus; cytoplasm; cyclin-dependent protein kinase holoenzyme complex. The transcript has 5 exons. The record is from RefSeq and is a predicted model, not a curated record. Lineage: Eukaryota; Metazoa; Arthropoda; Insecta; Hymenoptera; Formicidae. Gene Ontology annotation, molecular function: cyclin-dependent protein serine/threonine kinase regulator activity. Gene Ontology annotation, biological process: regulation of cyclin-dependent protein serine/threonine kinase activity; positive regulation of G1/S transition of mitotic cell cycle; mitotic cell cycle phase transition. The coding region runs from base 1046 to 1993 and encodes 315 amino acids.
AGUGUCGGAUCGUGAGAAAGUGGAGAGGGAUUCUCGCGCUCCUUGUAUCUCGCAGGACAUUUAAAUCGUACACGGACCGGCGACUUGGGUUCGGCGGCACUUCCAAAGAGGGAAACCGUUUGUUCCUCGCGCGUCGAUCUGUAAAAAGAACAGAACAAAAAACAAGAACAUCACCGUUUCUCUCCUGCGCCGAUCGAAGCGCCUUGCCCACCUCUCUCUCUCUCUCUCUCUCUCUCUCUCUCCCCCCCCCUUCUUUUCUCAUGAUUCCCUCGGGAAACGAAACGUACUAGUCGCCCCGCGAACUUCGACAAACGCGAAUCGCGCGACAAAAUUACUUUUAAGUGGCACCGAUCGGAAAAAAAAAACACGUACUACGCUUAUUUAUUAAGGAACCUUCGAGCGCGCGUGCGUCUUCGCAAACGUAUUAUUUAUUACGCUUUUUGUGCUUUGAUUCGCGGAAUAACACGUGUGGAAAGCAAAUAUCGAAGAGGAGAAAAGAAGAAUAUCCACGAUUCUUCAACGAUCAAGAAAGAAAGAGAAAGAGAAAGUAUCUCUCCGGAAAGGUGAAGAAAAUGUCUAAAUACGUGAGAAACGAACGUGAAUAAUCGAACGAACGAACGAACACGCCUCUUUCUCUCUUUCGCUCGCUCGCUCACAUAAUCGUCGUAGUUGCGACUUUGGCCCGUGCACACAAACACGCUCGCGCAUACAAUCCACGCGUGUUGUGCGCAGUCGUCAUCGACGUUUCGCGACUCGUCGCGAGGUGAGUGAUCAGCCCGUCUCUGCCUCGUUUCGCUGUGAAAAAGGUGUUGAGUGUCCCCCUUCUGUUUCUCUUUCUCUCUCUCUCUCUCUCUCUCUCUCUUUUCCUCUCUCGUUCUCUCAUCCGGGAAUCCGUCAGUCUCUGAGAUUCUUGGAGGGAGCACGUGGACGGAACACAUCCGAUACGUGUCCCGAGGAAACCCUACAGCAGUAUAGUGGGAAGAAGUCGGAGAGAGAAGCAGAGAGAAGCUAUACAAUACAAUUAGUGCGAUCUCUCUCGCCCGUCAUGGAUCUUCUGUGUUGCGAGACUACAGAGACCGAGUGCCGGGCGUAUGCUGAUCCUGCUCUCCUGGGCGACGACCGGGUCUUGCAGAAUCUCCUACAGACCGAGGAACGCUACGCGCCGAGCCGGUCAUACUUCGAAUGCGUGCAGAGGGACAUCUCACCGCUCAUGCGCAAGAUAGUCGCCGAGUGGAUGUUGGAGGUAUGCGAAGAGCAGAAAUGCCAGGAUGAGGUCUUUCCCCUGUCGAUGAAUUACGUCGACAGGUUCCUUUCGAUCUGCCCAAUCAGGAAGUCGCAGCUGCAACUGCUCGGCACCGCUUGCUUGCUGCUGGCGUCGAAGCUGCGUGAAACAUCGCCACUCACGGCUGAAGUCUUGGUUUUCUAUACCGAUAAUUCCAUCACUCUCGACGAUCUAUGGAGGUGGGAGCAGCUGGUCGUUUCGAAGCUGAAGUGGGAACUAUCCGCGGUGACGCCCGGAGACUUCCUAAUGCACAUCCUCAGCAGAUUGUCGAUGCCGCACACCUGUGACACUGUGAUGGUCCGGAGGCACGCACAGACCUUCAUCGCUCUCAGCGCCAGAGAGUACAAGUUCUCCAUGUACACGCCGAGCAUGAUUGCAGCCGCAAGUGUAGCGGCAGCGUUACACGGUUUGGAUUGGACCGGGAAGAGUGGCUACGGACUAGCUGGUCUCCUGGACGAGCUCACCCGCAUCACGGCCAUCGAACAGGAUUAUUUGCAAGGUUGCCUAGAGCAAAUCGAAGAGAUGAUCUCACAGGCCGCUCACGUGAGCACCGAAGUCCCCGGAAACGGAAGCGGGCACCAGACAAUGAGUACCGGAGUUCCGAGCGUACCGCAGAGGCCGCUGGGGGACCAGAACAACACGAGUCAGGAGAAAAUACUGGAACACGAGAAGGCGGGCACGCCAACAGACGUCAGGGAUGUACAUUUUUGAAAACCGCAGUAGGGGGACACUUCGUAGGGGCUGACACAUCGGUGAGUCUGAUGGCCGAGGAAAAGUUACCUUCCAGCGAGG